Molecule: messenger RNA, 1666 nt
Organism: Daldinia loculata
Lineage: Eukaryota; Fungi; Ascomycota; Sordariomycetes; Xylariales; Hypoxylaceae
Exons: 2
Coding region: 448-1494 (348 amino acids)
Source: RefSeq, a predicted model, not a curated record
CAAAUCCUUCCCAUACCAAUCAAAGCUCUACUUGCGGCUCUCUACAUUGACAUAUUCUUUUGUAGGCAAUGAUAGACUUCGCUAUGACUUCAUAUCGUCAACGCCUCAUUCCUCUUGACGUUGAGAUUCAAUUGUAGAAGCUCUAGAGGAAGUAUCACCAAUGGAAAUUAAGUGUCACCACGAAGGCAUAGACGAGAUCUACAAUUAUAGAGCUGAGUAGUAAAAGAUGAAGAUCAUUGUUUUCACGAUCGUCAUCGUGAUUCUAAAGAUGGAAUAUAGGAGAUAGAAAUGUGUAUAAAUAAAGGGGUCUUUUUCUUGCCAUCAGUCUGUAUCAUUCCUCGACAUCAGAACACCACACCACAAAGAAAUAUAUUCUGAACAACACUAUUCUAAACAACACUAUUAUAAACAACACUAUUCUAAACAACACUACCUAAAUCUUUUACAAUGUCAACAACCAAAUCCGCCAGCCUCGUCGGCCUCGCAACUCUUCUACUCCAAGUCAGCGCCUACAAGCUGACCGCCUACACGGAGAAGGGAUGCACAGGUGACGUCCAGCAGACCAUCGAGGACACCAAAUACGGUGACUACUGCCAAUACUUCGACGACAAGGCCGUGUCAGUCAAGGUAGAGGACUCUAGCGAAGACUAUCAAUGGAUUUUCUUCAACAACUGGUGCAGCAAAGACGCCCAAGUCGGUUCAUUCGUUGGAGAUGGUUGCAUGACCAUGGGCAAGACGAAAAUAAAGGGUGUGAACAACAUCCUACCCGAAGGUUCCCCAAGCAAGCGAGCUUCUGCCGGCACUGUAACAACUUGGAAGAACACGGACUGCUCUGGUAGCUCAGUCAAUCAAAUGCGAUUCAUCGGUGAAAACCUUCCUGUCACCCUAAAUGACGUCUCAUCUAUCAAGGUGAACGAUGUCCCCGAUGCCGACAUUGCUUUCGCUUGCAGCGACUCCGACUGCCAUGUUGAGAACCAAGUUGCAACUCUUGAAAACGGCAAGUGUGUCAACGUCGAAGGCAAGAAAGUCACGUCUGCCAUGGCCAUCGGAGUGCCUACUCCCCCUGGCAGCCGCGAUGUAUUACCCAAGCGCCGUUACACACGCAGCCUUAUGCUAGAAGCGCGAGAACGAGACUCUCUGGAGAUCCGCGCCGACGGCAUCGAGUGCGACGCUAACGACGGACCUGACUACAAAGAUGCUCUUAAGGUUGGCGACGACUGGCAAGGAGACAACGGGCUAUCGUGCUGCUGCCAUGUCCCUGGCGGUCCUACCUCGAAGUCUUCCGGCUCGGCUAAAGCCUCCUUCAGCGAGAACUUCCAGUGCCCCGCUGACCCCUCCGGCAUGCCGCCGCCACCCACCACUUGCCCCAUGAACUGCAACACGCUGAGGAGCUACGUCUACGCUAUCGCGACUAAGUGCAAGACAGAUGAUGGCAAGACCGGCGGCACAUACAAGCUCACUGGUGAUCGCGAGAUCAAGGUGACCCACAGCUAAAUGAUGAUGUACCAGAUGAUGUGAACGAUUUCAGCUACGACAGUGAUGGAUAUUUUAUAACCAGAUACGCCUUAUCUCAUCACUGUUCAACGCAGAGGUGCCUUUGUACUAUUAUUCGUGUUUUAUAUCUGUACCAUUAUGUACCUACUCUAUAUAUCCUCUAAAUUGAUAC